AUGAGGAUAAGAAAAUAAUCUUGUUCUCAUUUCCUCAUCUUUAUUUUUCGAUCAUUCAUAACAAUAUAGUGUAAAUUAAAAUUGAUUUAAUUUGUACAAUAGCAUUUGUUAUUGUUUUUAUUUGUAUAUGCUUUAUAGAUUAACGAGGGGAUUAAUCAUUCCAAUUGAAUUUCAAACGACAAAUUAUCAAGUUAUUACCCUAUUGAUGACCAUGGAUUGACAAUUGUUGCAGAGACAACACCAAAAAAAGAUAUAAGGAAAAGUUAGAUAGCCACAAAGAGCCUCAGAAACUGAAUAGAAUUCAUGGCAUUUAGAAGAGCCAUAGGGGCAGUGAAGGAUCAAACUACCAUUGGGCUAGCAAAGGUAGGAAGCAGCACCUCGUUAUCGGACUUAGAUAUAGCCAUUGUUAAGGCAACCGGCCAUGAUGAGUAUCCAGCUGAAGAGAAGUACUAUGAUGAGAUCUAUAGCUUGACUUGCUACUCUCGAGCCUUCAUUGGAUCUUGUGUUAGUACGAUUUCUAGGCGCCUUAGCAAGACCAAAAAUUGGGUAGUAGCCUUGAAGACGCUAAUGCUAAUCCAAAAGCUGUUAUCAGAAGGAGACCCUGCCUUUGAACAAGAGAUAUUCUACUCGACAAGGCGUGGGACUCGCAUGCUCAAUAUGUCAGAUUUCCGAGACUCACGGUCUAACUGUUGGGACUACUCAGCAUUUGUAAGGAUGUUCGCCUUGUACUUGGACGAAAGACUUGAAUUCAAGGUACAGGGAAAGAGGAGAAAUCAUCACCAUAGAACACGCUCCUAUUCGUCCUCCUACGAAAUGCAGCAGCUGGAAGAGACAUACCGUGAUUCAAGUAAUAAUGUUUCUGGUUCUGGUUCUUCUCCACGGACAGUAGCAACUACUGACCUUUCCACUGAACAAGUAUUGUCUGAGAUUCACUACUUACAACAACUUCUUGAAAGGUUCCUUGCAACCAAACCAUCAGGUUCCGCAAAGCACAAUCGUAUUGUAAUAGUAGCUCUGUAUUCAAUUGUGAGAGACAGCUUCCAGAUAUAUUAUGACAUUACAGACAUACUAGCUAUUCUGAUCGAUCAGUUUAUGGAGUUGGAUAUCCCUGAAUGUAUCAAAGUACAUGAAAUUCUUUGUCGUAUUUCAAAUCAAUUCGACGAGCUCGAUUCAUACUACGCCUGGUGUAAAGACAUAGGAGUGGUACGCUCCUCUGAAUACCCUGAAGUAGAGAAAAUCACCCCAAAGAAGCUUGAUCUUAUGGACGAAUUCAUAAGAGAAAAAGCAGCUAGUAUCGUAAACAAAUUGGCUAACAUGGACAGAAACAAAAAGGAGAAAGAACCCGCCUCACUAGAGGAGAAAGAAGAAAUUGUUAAAGAUAUGAAUACAGUAAAGGCACUUCCUCCAGUAGAAGGUUUCCCACAAGAGGAAGAGAAGGAACAUGGGCCAACGAAGAAAGAUGAACCGCAAACCAAAGAGGCUGAUCUAAUAAACUUGGGAGAUGAUGCUCCAACAAAUGAAGAGCAUAAGGAUAACGUUGCCUUAGCAUUAUUUCAUGGAGCAACAGGCAACGGCCUAACCCCACCUCCAUUGUGGGAGGUCUUCAAUGACACAUCAAAUUGGGAGACGACACUAGUCCAAUCAGCUAGCCGCUUGCCUCGCCAAAAGGCUUCCCUUGGGGGUGGCUUUGACACAAUGCUAUUAAAUAGAAUGUAUACACAAGGGGCAACUAAUGCAGCUUUAGCUGCUAAUUGCAUGGGGGGAACAGGGAGUGCUAGCAGUGUGGCUCCAGGAUCCCUUGGAAACCCCAAGAUGCUAGCAUUACCGGCUCCAUCAUCAUCUUCAGGCUUCUAUUCGCCAGUCGUAGACCCAUUUGCAGCUUCAUUGGCUGUUGCCCCACCACCUUAUGUGCAAAUCUCAGAGUUAGAGAAGAAACAAAGACGGUUGAUUGAGGAAAAACUUAUGUGGCAACAAUAUCACAGGGAUGGUAUGCAAGGCCAUGCUGCACUGUCAAACAUACAACAAAUGCCCACCAACAUGGGGGGUUAUGGUCAUGGAUAUAAUGCUUAUCAUUACCGAUAUUGAUGCUGAAAUGAAUAUUAAUACCAUAGAACAUACACAGUAGGAAUUAAGGUAUUUGUUGUAAGAAUGAGAGCCUCUGUAAUUUAAAGCUUGUAGUAGUGAAGUUCAAUAUAAACUCCAAGGUUUGUGAGUAGUCAAUGUCGAACAUUAAUAGUAAGCAGUAUAAUUAUAAUAAGCGGUACUUAACAACAUAGUUAG
Messenger RNA from Chenopodium quinoa (quinoa), 2280 nucleotides. Its product is annotated as putative clathrin assembly protein At4g02650. The coding region runs from base 304 to 2085 and encodes 593 amino acids. Gene Ontology annotation, molecular function: phosphatidylinositol-4,5-bisphosphate binding; clathrin heavy chain binding; SNARE binding. Gene Ontology annotation, biological process: clathrin-dependent endocytosis; vesicle budding from membrane; clathrin coat assembly. The record is from RefSeq and is a predicted model, not a curated record. The transcript has 4 exons. NCBI's taxonomy places the organism in Eukaryota, Viridiplantae, Streptophyta, Magnoliopsida, Caryophyllales, Amaranthaceae. Gene Ontology annotation, cellular component: clathrin-coated pit; clathrin-coated vesicle.